CAAAUAAAGGGUGCCCGGCCCCGGUAGACCCCCAGGCCGCGCUUCGCAAGGCGCGCCCACCCUGAGGGAACGCGGCUCGGCCUCGCUGUGUACCCAGCAGGUCGGCAUGUGGCCGUGGCUGCUGCGGGCAGCGCUCUUGGGUGCCAUCUGCUUGCCCACCUUAUACGUUUUGCCAGCUGAUUAUUUUGAUUGCUACAAACUCACAGCUUCCUCAAAACUCCUAGCAUGGAGCUGGAUUUUUCACUUUUACCGUGUGCUGUGUAUUUCUUGUGAUUUGUCGCCAGCUACUGUGAUGUCUCCUGGUAUCCGUAUUGAGUACCUAAUUGUCUGCGUAGAUUCUCAGAGCCAGUCACGGUAGUCUAAGGUGCUACACUAACUUCAUCAGAUACACUAACUUCAGUGCAGAGGAGUUCAAGUUUACGUAGUUGUUUUCCAUAUGGAAAGCAUGGUGGUUCUGAUUAGUUUGUCCCCUUUUCUCUCUACCUAGAAGUGGGUUAAAUGUCAGUGCUAGGGCCAGGAGCGCAUUUCUUCCAUUAGAGGUGUGGUGUUAAGGUGUUGCAAUGAAAGCCCCCAUGAAAAGAAUAUUGCUUAUAAGAUCUGGAGAUACAAGGCUAAUAUUCUGCACAUUGAUACAUCAGCAGAAACCAUUGGUGCCUUGAAACCUGUGGAAACUUCCCGAACCCGAAGUGUUGGAUUAUAAUUUAAUCAUUUCUGUUCUUGUGGCCACAGUGUGGUCAUUAAAUGCUAGUAAAUCAGAGUGGAAAAAAAAGUAAAAGGGUCUGGAGAAACUGUAUUAUUAGAGUUUCUAUCUUAUUACUACAUUUCCAGUCAUUUAGAUGCUAACAAUAUAAUUUUUUUUCUAAACUAUGUUUGUACAAAUGGCUAUCCUCCUAUGCUUGUAUCUGCCCAGUAACUUCUCCUAAUUUGACAUACAGAAUAUUUGAGAAGAUUGGUUGAAGCUUUCUAGUCUAUGACAAAUAAGAAAAAAUAUUUGCAAUGUGAACAGUGUUUGAUAUCCUGUGUGGAAUACUUAAUGCAAUCUUGAGUAUAAAUAAAUGUAUCUUUUAAAUAUACUGACAAAUGUCCCUAUUGAGACUGUAGAAUUACUUAACCCUUAAUAGAUAUGUCAUAGCAGUAUUUAGAGAUUCUUCUUGGAAGUUAGUAGUGUUUUUCUUUGUGGGUUCUAAAGUAUAACAAAAACUUAUGCCUGAAAAGUGCUUACUGAAUUUUACUGGGAUAUGUAUAUCCGGUAUGCAAUAGCAAAAAUAUUUAGGGAGACAAGUUUUAUUAUGUAUGAUGAGAAUUUAGACUUUUAACUGAAGUAGCAGAGAAGCUCACAACUAGUUCUGUGUGUUUUCUCUUGAUGGUGGGUCAGGGAGUAUGCAAGGCUUUUGGGCAGACCUCAACACUACGAAGUUAAAUCUUAAGAUGAAAACAAGAUCUCUACAACAGUCAGUGCUUCAAGGUCAAGGCUUUUGUGUUCUUGAUAGACCUGUUAGUGUGGGGAGAAUAAAAAUGCAGAUGUUUUUGGGUUUGGUGUUUGGUUUUUUUUUUUUUUUUCCUGAGCCCUUUACUCAUUCAGCUUUACUUGCACAGGUAGUGAGCAUCACAAGACACUGGGUUUUUAUCUACACGUUAAAGACACAUACAAGCUAUGCAAUAUCCAGGAACAUUUCCAUGUUCUGGAGAGAAAUUUUUCAGAUAAAAGAAAUGAUUGAGUCAGUCAAAUUAAGAAGACAGUGCAUGCUGGAUUUCUACUCAAAUUAUGAACACCUUUGUGAACUUCAAGGCUCUCUCCCACUGAAAGCUGUGAAGGCUAAUGUGACUCAUGAUGCUGUUGAUCUAAUUGUAGAUCACAUCAAAGCUACUGAUUGGGCACCACUUCUGAAUGCUCUCAGGCAUAAUAAGACUCUGACUUCUAUUGGAAUAAGAAGUUUACAUCAACAUGGUCUUGAAGAAUCAGGUGUUGAAAGAUACAAAACUUACUUUAGACGGAGAAUUCCAGCAACUCUAUCAGAAGACUUGACUGGCCAGCUAUGCAAAGCUGUGAGAGGCUGUCUCAGUAUAUCAGAUGUACUAAAAAAUUUAGAACUGCAGGGUUUACUUCUGAGGAAAGGAGACCUAGCACUUUUAACAAAGGGCUUGGCCUCAGCUUCAUCCCUGGAGAGUGUCUCCUUAGCCCACUGUCCAAUUGGAGAUGGAGGGUUGGAAACAGUCUGUCAGAGUAUAAAGAAUAUGGCUACUAUCAGAUUUGUAAACUUCACAGCAUGUAGCCUCACAUGGCGAGGGGCAGAACAUAUAGCAAAUGUAUUAAAGCACCAGGCAAUAAGAAGACAUGGUGAAGCUUGGGCUGAAAGCCUACGUUACCGGAGACCUGACCUUGAAAAUAUGUCAGGUUUGAGGCGGAUUACUUUGAACUGCAACAUGCUUGUUGGAGAUAGAGGAGCAAGUGCCUUUGCAGACUGUCUAGGAGAGGACCUUUGGCUAAAAGCACUUGAUUUGCAGCAGUGUGGAAUAUCCAAUGAAGGAGCAAGGUCAUUAUUAGAUGCUCUUCAAACGAAUACAACUUUAGUGGUACUUGACAUAAGAAAAAAUCCUUUAAUUGGUCAUGUUCUGAUGAAAAACAUUAUUGAAAGAGUUCUUAAGAAUGGAAAUAGUGCUGAUACAGAGUAUAAGUGGCUGAUAUCUCCGUCUUCCAAAGAAGCUUUGAAAACUAAGCCAAAGAAAAGAACUAUUGUCCUAGGAAGUGGUCGGAAAGGAAAAGCUACUAUUCGUAUUGUUAUCUGGAAGCAGAGAGGAUUAUCAUCUAAAAAAUCUGUAAGUCCUGUGAAAAAAAAUUCCUCUGUGAGAGAGAGUUACUCACCAAAACCACUAGCACCAGGCACAAAAGGCUUCCUUCCUUGGCGGACUGCAGAACGUGCAAAGAGAUGCAGCUUUAGAGGCGGGGCAAUGGAUUGUGCUGGGAAAUUGCCAGUGAAGAUUCAGACAGGUGGUCCUGUGAAAGUGACAGUAGAAAGUGCUUCUACAUCUGAAACUGAAGACACAGAAGAUUUAGAGGAUGUUAUCCACCAGCCUGAUUUGGCAAAAUCAUUGGAUAAGAUUGAUGUAGCACAGUAUCAACAGUUACAGAUGGAGCUGGAAGAAUGCCUGGGAAAACUAAAGGAAGAACAAGAAGCUAGAGUAAAGGCUGAGGAACGAUUACUAGAGACAGAAAUUGAAAAUGCAAGAUUAAGGAAUCUAAAUAUCUCCCUGUUGGAGGUUCUUCAUGCACAGUCAGUAACCAGCUUGAUUUUGGAAGAUGAAGGUGUUCUAGGCAGCAUUGAGAACUCUUUUCAAAAGUUUCAUGCUUUCUUAGACCUCCUUAAAGAUGCUGGGCUUGGACAACUUGCUGUAUUAGCUGGGAUAGACCAAUCAGAUUUUGGUGUUUUGGGGUAUUCAGAAAUGAAUUCUACUCUCAGUAAGCCUGUGAACCUGGUAAAGGAGAAGUCUUUUGAAGAAGAAAGACAGGAACAUACCCAGAAUAGCAAAAACAGAGCUGGGGACAUGCAACUUUCUCUUCCUAGCACUUUUCAAUCCCAGAUGGUUGUGAAUAAUACUUUUUCAUCACUUGGAGAAAUACAGGAACUUCAGGCUGCUGGACAGCAGUACCAGCCAGGUUCAUGGAAGGAAAAUGAAGCUCAAACAAUUAACCAAAAUAAAGAGGAUAAACCUCGAAGUAGUACUCCAGUAUUAUCUGAAAGAAGAGUCAAACAAAAUGAACAUGCAAAAGGACGUCACUCAGCAAGACAGUUGGCUACCAGUAUGCAUUCAUUUUCUGAUUCCAGUGUACAAAUCAAAAGUGAUGAUAGCAGGAUAUCCAGUGAUAUUUCUAGUGAAAAAAGCAAAAAUUGUUCCUCUAAGAAAUACAUCCCUGUAGCAAAUGAAACAGCAACUCCAAGUAUUGGAGUGAGAGGAGACAAAAGUAGACUGCAGGCAGUAAAUGUUAGCUCUGGAACUGAUACUGUAGGAUCUGGCUCUGAAAUACAGGGAAGUAUGCAAAGUGUUACCAGCAAUUCAAAUGGUUCUAAGUUGUUGUAACUGUUCUUUACACUUGCCAGAUUAAUAAUAAGUUUUGGAUGUCUCAGUAUAAUUAGUGAAUUUUUUGUAAAGUUUUGUAGACUUUGUGACUUUUUAAAGCAUUGCAUGUUGCUUAGUAUUCCUGUUUCAUGUUUGCAUUCUUUGUCACUAGAUUUUUAGUUUUGAAAACAUGUGAUACACCUAAAAUGGUACCCAUCAGUUUGUACUACAUAUAAGGGACUCUUGGCAUAUGGAUUUCAUUAUCACAGAUCUUUGAGCUAAUAAAAUUAAUUUGAGUACA
Corvus hawaiiensis (hawaiian crow) is the source of this 4357-nucleotide messenger RNA. RefSeq names its product centrosomal protein 78 (gene CEP78). The transcript has 17 exons. The record is from RefSeq and is a predicted model, not a curated record. Bases 1381 to 4077 code for a protein of 898 amino acids. Gene Ontology annotation, cellular component: centrosome. Lineage: Eukaryota; Metazoa; Chordata; Aves; Passeriformes; Corvidae. Gene Ontology annotation, molecular function: protein binding.